UUAAAUAAAAACAUUUCCACACGGGCGAAGCAGUUUGUGGCGCCUCCACCGGUUUUGGCUCUAGCUCUGCCGUCGGAAACGGGUCGGGUUCUCAGUAUUCAGUCGCACACUGUACAGGGCUAUGUCGGCAACAAAUCAGCUGUUUUUCCUCUACAGUUACUUGGAUAUGAUGUAGAUCCAAUAAAUUCAUUUCAGUUUUCAAACCACACAGGGUAUCCUACUUUUAAGGGUCAGAGACCAACUUUGGGAUUUGAUAGAGGGCAUAAUCUGUUGUUCUACACACAUCUACUUACAGGUUAUAUUGGUUCAGUCUCCUUGAAUACUGUUGUAAGAGUUGUGGAUAAGCUUAGGUCUGUCUGUCAACCUUGGACUUACUUUUGUGAUCCAGUUUUAGGUGAUGAAGGAAAACUGUAUGUCCCUGAGGAAUUGCUAUAUCUGUAUAUCGAGAAAAGGAUUGUAUCUGAGCAAGAUGGCAGGGGGGCAUGCAACAUUAUUCAUGCUGCAGGACCAUCAAAGGUUGUCAUAACGAGCAUAAAUGUAGAUGGAAAACUUCUCCUAAUUGGCAGUCAUCAGAAAUACAAGGGGCAACCACCUGAGCAGUUCUGGAUUCCAAUCCCCAAAAUUCCUGCUUAUUUCACGUUACCUCAGGAAUUGAUGACGGGGUUGAUGUUUGGGUGGAAGCACAAAUACCCUGACAACCUUGGCAAAGCUGCAGAACUUUCUGUAUCAAGCUUGCAGGCACUUCUGGUUAGGACAGUAGAAGACUAUACAAGGGCUGGGCACGACUGCCAGUCGAGCAGCUUAGAGAUUCGUUUGAUCCAGUGUCAAGAUGAUAUCCGAAACCCUGAAAUCAAAUACACGGCUGAUAUCUACAAUUGA
Messenger RNA from Salvia splendens (bonfire salvia), 879 nucleotides. RefSeq names its product pyridoxal kinase. Gene Ontology annotation, molecular function: pyridoxal kinase activity. Gene Ontology annotation, biological process: pyridoxal 5'-phosphate salvage. The transcript has 13 exons. The annotation marks the transcript as partial. The record is from RefSeq and is a predicted model, not a curated record. Gene Ontology annotation, cellular component: cytosol. Lineage: Eukaryota; Viridiplantae; Streptophyta; Magnoliopsida; Lamiales; Lamiaceae.